This is a messenger RNA of Mucor mucedo, 894 nucleotides long. RefSeq lists its product as uncharacterized. The record is from RefSeq and is a predicted model, not a curated record. Gene Ontology annotation, biological process: regulation of DNA-templated transcription. The coding region runs from base 1 to 894 and encodes 297 amino acids. Lineage: Eukaryota; Fungi; Mucoromycota; Mucoromycetes; Mucorales; Mucoraceae. Gene Ontology annotation, molecular function: sequence-specific DNA binding; DNA-binding transcription factor activity. The transcript has 3 exons.
AUGCCUUCGAUCCAUGAAUCAACAAAUACGCCACUCUACGAUUUACAAGAAGUCAUCCAACAGUAUCAAUCUCAGCCUGAACUUUUAAAGCUGAUUUUGACCAGCAAAGUGGAGGAAGACAAACGCAGGGCCGAAGAGGCCAAACUACGUGCAAAAGAACUCGACAUGUACCUUCAACAUAAUCAAACGCCUAAUUCACCUCCAACUACGCCUCGGUUAUCGGUUUCCGAUGUCGCUGAGUCACCUAAAAAAUUAAAUACUACUGGUAAAAUAUUACCAUCAUUAUCAUUGCCCUCAUCUGUAUCAUCUUCAUCGUCAUUAAAAAAGAAUCAUCGUGGAUCACCUUAUGUCAUCCCUAAUAGCACCACCUUCCGCAGUUAUCAUUCGUCUAUUUCCUCUGCUUCAUCCAUAUCUUCCCUGUCUGACGAAGACAUUGAUGAGGAUGACGAGGAGUUACCUAAUGUCGAUCAUCACCAACAACGCCGUCACUCUGCCGCUGCUGCCAUGCUGGCCAUGGGAAAGAGCCUUGCGCAAGAGGAAAAGAGUGAGCCCAUCACAAGCGCAUAUCCUUCACCAAUCGCAGAUCAUUAUAAUGACGAACAAGAAGAUUUUGCUGGAAAUAAGCCACGCCGCAGAAGAGAAAUGCAAGCCAUCACAAAAAUUGUUGAAACUAGAGAAUUUCCCUAUGUUGAUAACUACUUUUGGAAGAAUAAUGGCAAUACUGUUCAAAAAAAGACGGGUUGCAAAAGUAUCUAUUACAAAUGUUCAAAUAGCAAUAAGGGCUGUUCUGUCAAUAAAACUGUUACUGCUAGGCCAAAUGGAGAAUACCUUAUCAAAUAUAGAGGCUGCCAUUUACCAGAAUGUGGAAGAGUUGAAAGAAUUCGUGAUUUAUAA